AUGGAGCCCGCGCUUCUCUCCGCCAUCUCCGCCAUCCACGCCGCGCCAGCGCGCGCCGUGCUUGCCGUCACCGGAGGCGCAUCGCAGGCCGUGGGGUGGCUAGUAGCGGUUCCCGGCGCGUCACAGACUGUCCUGGAGGCUGUGCUGCCGUACUCGCAGCGCGCGUUCGACCAAUACGUGGACGCCACGUGGCACGCGCAGGCGCAGGUGCAGUACGUGAGCAGAGCAGCAGCACAGCACCUCGCCUUUGCUUCCUACAACCGAGCACUCUCCCUUGCUCCCAUCGCACAGCCGGUGGUGGGAGUGGGCUGCACGUGCGCAUUGGUGUCUAGUGCUCCUAAGAGGGGCGCGCACAGGUGUCACAUAGCAGCGCGCUCUCAAGGCAUGCUGUGGGAGUACUCUCUGCUCCUCUCCAAGGAGGCACUACGAUCCCGGCAGCAGGAGGAUGACAUGGCAAGUCGCCUCUUGAUCCGGGAGGUGCUUGAGGAGCGUGUGGCGGUUGGUGUCUAUGAUUCCUAUAUGCCGUCCGUUCUGCAAGUGGCGUGUGCUGUUUCUGCCGCCCCUACCUGGGCGAGCAGGUGGGGAGCAGCAGGGGAGGGGCGCAGAGUGGUGCUGUGCGGUUCCUUCAACCCACUGCACCAGGGGCACACUGACUUGAUGGCUGCUGCGCUGCUGGAGGUGCGAGGUGGAGUGCCAUGCUACGAGAUGGCGGCAUGGAACGCGGACAAGGGAGCCAUCCCUGUGGACGAGGUGGAGAGGCGAGUCCACCAGUUCACUGCACAUGGUCACAUGGUGGUGAUAACCCGCCUGCCUCUCUUUGCUAGCAAGGCCUCUCUCUUCCCCCACUCCACCUUUGUCAUUGGAUACGACACUGCAGUUCGCUUGCUCGACGUGAGUUCUUCUCUAGUGUUAGUUGUUCAACGUUUUCUCACUGGUCACCCCGCUCCCUCCUCCCUGCCCUCUGCCCCCCACCAGCCAAAGUACUACGGCAACAGCCACAGCAGCAUGAUGGAUGUGCUGCACGCUAUUGCCCACACCGGCUCUGACUUCCUUGUCGCUGGCAGGCUCGUUGGCGCCACGUUUCAGGUGCGCCUGUCAUCUCCUCCUCCCAUGUGCUGCACGGGAUUGCCCACUCCCGCUGUGACUCCCUCGUUGCCGGCAGGCUCGUCGGUUCCUCCUUCCAGACCCUCCCUUUCCUCCCUCCCAACGCUACCUCCUCCUCUCCCCCAGUCAUCUGACAGUCUGGUCGUGCCGGAGUCCCUACGUGCCAUGUUCCGAGGCAUUCCCGAGGCGAGCUUCAGAGCAGACAUCUCCUCCACUGAAAUCCGCGCUCAACUCGCCGCACAGCAGGCUGCUGCUGCUGCUGCCGCCGCCGCCGCUGGUGCUGAUGCAGGUGCUUCUUGA
Closterium sp. Naga37s-1 is the source of this 1404-nucleotide messenger RNA. The record is from the annotation of a GenBank genome assembly. NCBI's taxonomy places the organism in Eukaryota, Viridiplantae, Streptophyta, Zygnematophyceae, Desmidiales, Closteriaceae.